Camellia sinensis is the source of this 1882-nucleotide messenger RNA. RefSeq names its product protein indeterminate-domain 7. Gene Ontology annotation, molecular function: DNA-binding transcription factor activity. Lineage: Eukaryota; Viridiplantae; Streptophyta; Magnoliopsida; Ericales; Theaceae. Gene Ontology annotation, cellular component: nucleus. The record is from RefSeq and is a predicted model, not a curated record.
CUCUCUCUCUCUCUCUCUCUCUCUCUCUCUCUUUUCUUUUUCUGUUUUCAAAAAACAAAAAUUGUCUCUUUGGUUGAUGCCAAAGAAUGAAGAAAACGUCAAGAGGCAACUGAGGAUUUAGUUCAAAGCUCAAAUUCAGCAACUCCUCCAAGUUUAUUUUAUUUUUCACUUUAGCUUUUUCAAUCUUUGAAUUUGUCAUUAAUUAGAUCUCACUGUCUGGUAUCAGGCCAUAUUUAAAUCUAUGUUUAUCACACAGAAAAGGUUAAGAACCAUAUGCCAGUGAUGCAAAUCUAGAAGAUGAUGAUGAAGGGUUUGCCAAUCCAACGACAAAACUCAGGUGUGGAAGAGAACAUGUCUCAUUUGACUUCUACCUCUGCUGAAUUCAGUGCUUCUUCAGCCAACAUACCUGAAACUCCCACUAUCUAUCCUCAUCAAUAUGCUGCUCCACCACCAUCAACUCAAACUCAACCACUAGUGAAGAAGAAGAGAAACUUGCCAGGCAACCCAGACCCAGACGCAGAAGUGAUAGCUUUGUCACCCAAGACUCUCAUGGCAACAAACAGAUUUGUGUGUGAGAUCUGCAAGAAGGGCUUUCAGAGAGAUCAGAAUCUUCAGCUUCACAGAAGAGGGCAUAAUCUGCCGUGGAAGCUGAAGCAGAGAGAAAGCAAAGAGAUAAUAAGGAAGAAAGUGUAUGUGUGCCCUGAGACUAGUUGUGUGCACCAUGACCCAUCAAGGGCUCUGGGGGACUUGACUGGAAUCAAGAAGCACUUUUCCAGAAAGCAUGGUGAGAAGAAGUGGAAAUGUGAGAAAUGUUCAAAGAAGUAUGCUGUUCAGUCAGAUUGGAAAGCUCAUUCCAAGACAUGUGGCGCUAGAGAGUAUAGAUGUGACUGUGGAACCAUUUUUUCAAGGAGGGACAGUUUCAUAACUCACAGAGCAUUCUGUGAUGCUUUGACAAAGGAGACUGCAAGAGGAAUUACAUCAACCCCAUUUCUCUCCUCCUCUGAACUUCCCACUUCUCCUUCACCAACAUCACAAUCACAUAUAAACAACAAUAACAACCACAACCUUCUUCAACCCCAACUCCAUAGCCAUGACCUCCAUUCAUUUCCAUGGCUAGAUCAAGAUCAAGAGUUAGCAAGAAUACUCCAUGAUGAUGAGAACCCAAGCCCUAACCCUAAUUUGGGACCCACCUUUCUUCUUCAACCCUACCAUCAAACACUCUCUUCUUCUUCUUCUCCUUCUCCACACAUAUCUGCAACUGCAUUGCUGCAAAAAGCUGCUCAGAUAGGUGCAACAAUGAGCGCUACUACUACCACUACUACUAAUGCUUGUUCUCCAUCUCCUUUUGGGAAUUUAUCACCUGCUGCAACUGCAGGUGCACCUCCUUCUUCUCUUUUUCAAGAAAUGAUGGCUUCUCUCUCUUCUGCAAGUGGGUUUGUUGGGUAUAAAGGUGACAGUGGCAGUGGCGGUGGCGGUGACAAUGAGGGUACGACAAGAGACUUCUUGGGUUGGGCCUAAGACCUCUCUCCCAUAGUGAUAUGCUCAGUAUGGCUGGUUUUAGUGAGCAUGUGACUGCAAAUUUGCUUACAGAAGUGAACAAUAUACCAUCUCAUUGGUUCAUUUUGUAAUUUACUUUUGGUGGGAACACCUCAUUGGUUCAGCUAAUGAGAUGGCGCGUAUUGUUCACCUUGUGUGAACAAUUUUUCUCUCCGAACAUGAUAUUGUCAACAAUCAUGAGAAUCAUAACCAAACCCAAAAAACAUGGCAAGAUAGCGAUUAGCAAUUUUUUCAUAUAUAUUUUCUUACUUUAAUAUUUUGAGAGUACAUUUUCUAUGUGGUAUUUUAUGAAGGAAAAAUUUACAAUAAAUAUGAAAGUUGAUCA